CACAGUUGUAUAUUUUUAUGAGAGAGAGUAUGAGUUACUUGUCAUAAAUUAAAUGAGGUUAGUGUAAUAAGCAGAGUUCGGUGCAGUUACAUGGCGGCGUUGCAGUGAGAGCUCUAAUUCCAAAUGCCAUUAUUGCUUCGAAAAACAACAGAAUUGAAACCCAAGUUAAGGAACCCUUCUUUCCUAAGUCCUUUACCCAAUUAAAUUCCAAAAAAUUGUUGUCCAAAAAUAAAGCUGCGAAAACACCCCCAACUACAAAAACACACUAGGAGUCAGAGAGUCAGAAACCCAACCCAAAAAAAAAAAAAAAAAUCAGGUCAAAGCCAACCAACACUCACAGACUCACAGUCCCAUAAAAUCCCACACACCAAAUUUCCAUUUACAAUUCGAACCCUGAAGAACCACAAAAUCACAAACCAGCUGUGUGUGGUAAGUGUAUUACAAAAUUUUUUUGUGCGGAUAUUAUUACUAAAUUUAACGUGCGAUCAAUCUGGCUAUGGAUUGUUACUCAAAAUUGAGUAGUAUUGGGUGCAAGAAAUGGCUGGGCUAUUCUAUCUAGGCGGACGAGAAGGGUCACACAACAAGCAAGAGGAAGAGGAAGAUAAGCAAGAGGAGAAUAAUAGUAACAGCUUGUAUUUGUACAGAAACGAAGAGAUCUACAACAACAACAACAGCAGCAGCAACAACAAAGGGUUUGAGCUAUGGCCUCAACAACAGUACUAUCCGCCACAGCAAAACUUGAGCAACUUUUACUCGUUUGGAGUGGGUCCUAGUAGUCGAAGAAUUAGCAACCAUAACCUUAACGACGUGUCUGAUCACCAUGAAUCGUCAAGAUCCGGGUUCACGUUGAUGAGGCAAGGAGGGCUAGGUGGGCUCGGUGGUGGAAGCAUGAAUUGCCAAGAUUGUGGUAACCAAGCUAAGAAGGAUUGCCCACAUCUCAGAUGCAGAACUUGUUGCAAAAGCCGAGGGUUUCACUGUCAAACCCACGUUAAGAGCACUUGGGUCCCCGCUGCUAAAAGACGCGAACGGCAACAACAGCUUGCAGCUUUACAACACCAACAGGAACAACAAGAAGAACAGCAGCAGCAGCAGCAGCAACAAGAACAACAAGAACAGCAACAGUUUCGGGGAGAGAAUCCUAAGAGACAGAGAGACAAUCAUGGACUCGCUUGCAUUCGUAUACCCAACACCACGUCAGGGUUGGAACUUGGACAAUUCCCACCUGAGGUAAAGUCUCCAGCAGUGUUUCGCUGUGUAAGAGUAAGCGCGAUGGAAGAUCCAGACGAGCAGUACGCAUAUCAAACGGCUGUAAACAUUGGAGGGCAUGUUUUCAAGGGCAUUCUUUAUGAUCAAGGUCCAGAAGAUCGUUACACUACAGGUGGUGAAUGCUCCUCAGGCGGCGGCGGCGGCGGCGGUGGUGGUGGUGGUGGAACUCAACCGCUUAAUCUCAUUACGGCUGGUACCACGUCUACCAAUGUGACCACAGCAAGCACUAGUAAUAACCCAACAACUACUACCACGUUGCUUGACCCUUCUCUAUUUCCAGCUCCAAUCAAUGCGUUCUUGGCUGGUACGCAAUUCUUCCCACCCCCAAGGUCAUAGAAGCAUAGUUUUAACUACUUUUAGCAAGCAAAAAUCUUGAAAUUUGUCACCAUAUCUACAUUGUUCUCGUUAAAAAGUUUUAAUGUAGUAGUUACUUUGUAACAACCGCUAGUAAGUAGUAGAGAAGAGAAGAGAAGGCAUAGGAAUUAGAAUGGAACGAGGAGGAUAUGAGCUAGCGAGGAUGAUAUGGGGGAUGUUUAAUCUUGUUCGAAUUUCAAUUCAGAUUUUCAUGGUUAUUAGUUGAUCUUAUCGAUGACCCAAUUAAUAUAUUUUUAAUU
Quercus lobata is the source of this 1880-nucleotide messenger RNA. RefSeq names its product protein SHI RELATED SEQUENCE 5-like. The record is from RefSeq and is a predicted model, not a curated record. The transcript has 2 exons. The coding region runs from base 538 to 1602 and encodes 354 amino acids. Gene Ontology annotation, cellular component: nucleus. Gene Ontology annotation, molecular function: DNA-binding transcription factor activity; DNA binding. Lineage: Eukaryota; Viridiplantae; Streptophyta; Magnoliopsida; Fagales; Fagaceae. Gene Ontology annotation, biological process: positive regulation of DNA-templated transcription.